Messenger RNA from Orussus abietinus, 2436 nucleotides. It is a transcript of the gene ida, whose product is annotated as anaphase-promoting complex subunit 5. Gene Ontology annotation, biological process: positive regulation of mitotic metaphase/anaphase transition; anaphase-promoting complex-dependent catabolic process; protein K11-linked ubiquitination. The record is from RefSeq and is a predicted model, not a curated record. The coding region runs from base 70 to 2259 and encodes 729 amino acids. Gene Ontology annotation, cellular component: anaphase-promoting complex. The transcript has 11 exons. NCBI's taxonomy places the organism in Eukaryota, Metazoa, Arthropoda, Insecta, Hymenoptera, Orussidae.
UGAAUAAGAGCAAUCAAGAGGCUCCGAAAACUUAAUGAAUGAACCGGCGCAAAAAGAUUUGAAUAUACAAUGAUUAAGGAUAUGAUGAAUAUCGAUGGUAAUUCAAAAAAGAGUCAACGCGAACAACUGACACCCUAUAAAAUAGUCGUUGUCAUAUUGAUAAAGGAAUAUUGCAAUGAAAGGACGAAAGCUAUUGUGGAAAGGCGAGACUUUUGCAUCGUGGCUCUGAAAUUAAUCCAGUCUCCCGACAUGUAUUUAAAGUCUGUGACUGAUUUGCUGUACUCGAACGAAUACGAGGUGCUUCAACGGUUUUCUCGUUUACUGGACGUUCAGUUGAGUAGAUUAUACAGAGAAGGAAUAGAAGGCCUUCUGGAUCUCUUUGAUUGUCUUCGGCGGUUAACGAAGUCUCCGUUGGAGCAUUCCCUCGCCACUCCAGCUUUAGACAAGAACUCUGUUCUUGGAUUAUACGUACGAAGGAUCGUAAUGUUUUUUGAAAAGUUGACAUUUUCUCAAGUGGUCGCACUCUACGAUGAUUUCAAGAAAUACCUAGAGAAAAGAACAGCGAGCCCUAACAACUCAGAACUUGCGGAUUCAAAAGCAGAACCUGUUGACACGUACAAGAGUAUAUGGGGAGGGAGACAAGCUGAACUUCUCGUAGCCCAACAAGCACACGCCUUACAGACCGAUGAACACAAAGCUCUGCCUCCAGCUGAACUUCAAAAGCUUGUUCAUGAACUUCUAAAUUGCAGUCCAGAUUACGCCGAAGCACAUUAUUUAAGUUACUUAAAUUGUCUACGUGUUAACGAAUAUUGUGGGGCCUUGGACAGCCUUUAUCAUUGCUUCGAUAGACUGGCCCCUUUGGAGACUCGAUCACCCACCGAAGACAGAGCUCGUACCUUUCGCUACGCUGCAUUAAAUCUUGCUGCGUUGCAUGCACAAUUUGGUCACAAAGAAGUUGCCAGAUCAGCGUUGAAAGAAGCCGUGAUGAUGGCACAAGAAGCCGGAGAUAAUGUUUGCUUGCAACAUGCUCAUGCUUGGAUGUACCACUUAGCCGAGGAACAGAAAGUACCGUUAAUAGAGCGAUCUGUUGGAAAAGCGAGUCUACUUGGAAUAACGCAUACCACGAGUUUAGGUCUCAUUGCUUCGGCUCAUCACUCCGCUCUUGAGGGAAAAAAUCCUCCGCAGGUCUUCGAGACGCUUAUGAAAUCUGACGUGCUGAAUUGUCAGCACUCGAUGAUCGACCUGAUGUCCAUGACCUAUGCCGAGAAGGCAGCCUUAUGGGCUUACUAUGGUAAAUCCGAAAUGUCUUCGGUAUGCUCCCAAUUGUUGCUCCUCCACAACACAGGGGAUAAAAAACAACACAUGUUCAACGGCCCGUCAACAUGUCAAGCCGUGGUCAACAUUGCUAAUUACUUGGUUGAAUUGGGAGAAUACAGCUUGGUGGACGUUGUAUUGUCUCACGCGAAGAAUAGAUUCCCAAACGAACCUAGUAACAAGGUUUGGAUGCUGAGCGAACAAUUGUACGAGUUCACCCGUACAAUAAGACAAGAGAAGUGGAGCGAAGCUGCCGCAGUGGCUGAACACAUAUCAAGUUUGGAUCCCCUCGAAAGUCUCUUCAGGCAGGCUGAAGUUUGUCUAGCGAGGGGCAACUACCCGAAGGGGUUGGAGUUUGUGAACAGUAUAGACAAAACUAAAGGGGUAACUCCUGAUAACCAAGUGAGAGCCAUGAUAUUACGCAGCCAAAUUAUGUGUGCCUCCACCUUGCCAGGGUCCAGGAUCGCUGGAAGCAACUCCAUCGUACUGCUGAACAAUGCUUUAGAAAUGGCUAAUAAGUUUCAUCUCUCCUACUACGAAGCACUCGUCAAGAUGCACUUGGCGAAUGUACAGCUGAUAAUGGGCAUUCCUAAUCAAGCCUGGAAGCUGGUAGAAGAGGCCAUAAUACCAAUACUGAGCCACGGCAGUUUAUACGACCAAGGCAGAGCUUUCGUUUUGUACGCAAAAUGUUUAGUCGCGACUGCUCCGACUACGGCAAACGAAGCUCGAAGAGCUCUUUUAAGAGACGCGAUCGCAGCGCUAUCAAAGGCGAAGUGGCGGUUUCUUAAAGUAGAAGCUUACGGGAGAGGGAAGAGCACUUUGUACCUUCAAUCCCUAUUUUCCCACGAAUUGGACAUGAAAGUGGAACGCAAUCAAUGUGCCUUCGAGUACCGACAAUUGGACGCACAGUUCCCCACGAAGCUUUGCACCGUUGCAUUGUAUUAAAGCUUCUAUUAUUUAUUACGAAUUAAGUUCCACCUAUAAUUGUAUUGAGAGAUAUGUAUUUAAGGCGAUAUGAAAGGGGUAAUUUAUAUGUAUCAGAGAAAUCAAAUCGUUGGGGAAAGUAUUCCCCGAAUUGGAGGUACGGAUUAGUUUGAAAUUUCACCACGGGAAUGUGGAGGC